Propithecus coquereli (Coquerel's sifaka) is the source of this 14251-nucleotide messenger RNA. RefSeq lists its product as uncharacterized. Lineage: Eukaryota; Metazoa; Chordata; Mammalia; Primates; Indriidae. The record is from RefSeq and is a predicted model, not a curated record. Gene Ontology annotation, biological process: synaptic vesicle endocytosis. The transcript is spliced from 71 exons.
GCUCUUACACGUUGAUGCCACUACCAGCAUGCAAUAUCGGACCCUUUUAGAAGCAGAAAUGUUAGCAUUCCAUAUCAAUGCCAGCUACCCCCGGAUAUGGAACAUGCCACAGACAUGGCAGUGUGAAUUAGAGGUUUAUAAAGCCACCUACCACUUCAUCUUUGCACAGAAGAACUUCUUUACAGAUUUAAUUCAAGACUGGUCUAGUGAUAGUGCUCCAGACAUUUUUUCAUUCGUUCCAUAUACAUGGAAUUUUAAAAUCAUGUUUCAUCAAUUUGAAAUGAUAUGGGCUGCUAAUCAACAUAAUUGGAUUGACUGUUCCACUAAACAACAGGAAAAUGUAUAUCUGGCUGCCUGUGGGGAGACAUUAAACAUUGAUUUUUCUUUGCCUUUUACGGACUUUGUUCCAGCUACAUGUAAUACCAGGUUUUCUUUAAGAGGAGAAGAUGUUGAUCUUCAUUUGUUUCUACCAGAUUGCCACCCUAGUAAAUAUUCCUUAUUUAUGCUGGUAAAGAAUUGCCACCCAAAUAAGAUGAUUCAUGAUGCUGGUAUUCCUGCUGAGUGUCAAAGUGGCCAGAAAACAGUUAAACCAAAAUGGCGCAACAUUACCCAGGAAAAGGCUGGUUGGGUUGAAUGCUGGACUGUCCCGAGUGUCAUGCUUACAAUUGAUUAUACAUGGCAUCCAAUUUAUCCACAAAAAGCAGAUGAACAGCUGAAACAGUCAUUGUCAGAAAUGGAAGAAACAAUGCUAUCUGUAUUAAGGCCAACACAGAAAACAUCAGACAGAGUUGUUUCUUCUCCCUCUACUUCUUCACGCCCACCUAUUGAUCCUUCAGAACUUCCACCAGAUAAACUUCAUGUAGAAAUGGAACUUUCCCCAGAUUCUCAGAUAACUCUCUAUGGACCUCUAUUGAAUGCCUUUUUGUGUAUAAAGGAAAACUACUUUGGAGAAGAUGACAUGUAUAUGGAUUUUGAAGAGGUUAUUUCAAGUCCUGUUCUGUCAUUGUCAACAUCAUCCAGCUCUGGGUGGACUGCUGUUGGAAUGGAAAAUGACAAAAAGGAAAAUGAAAGUUCAGCCAAGUCAAUUCAUCCACUUACCUUGCGUCCUUGGGAUAUUACUGUACUUGUUAAUUUGUACAAAGUUCAUGGGCGUCUUCCUGUUCAUGGAACUACUGAUGGUCCUGAAUGCCCUACAGCUUUCUUGGAAAGACUAUGUUUUGAAAUGAAAAAAGGAUUUAGGGAGACCAUGCUACAACUUAUCCUGUCACCGCUGAAUGUGUUUGUCAGUGAUAACUAUCAGCAGCGACCCCCUGUGGAUGAAGUUCUCAGGGAAGGUCACAUCAAUUUGUCAGGUCUCCAGCUGAGAGCACAUGCUAUGUUCUCAGCAGAAGGUCUUCCUUUAGGAAGCGAUUCCUUAGAAUAUGCAUGGCUAAUUGAUGUGCAGGCUGGAAGCCUUACAGCUAAGGUCACAACACCACAGCUGGCAUGCCUCUUGGAGUGGGGACAGACAUUUGUUUUUCAUGUGGUAUGUCGGGAGUAUGAACUGGAAAGACCAAAGUCAGUAAUAAUAUGUCAGCAUGGAAUUGAUCGUCGGUUCUGUGAAUCCAAGUUGAGUUGUAUUCCUGGGCCUUGUCCAACUUCAGAUGAUCUGAAAUAUACAAUGACUCGUUUAGCAGUAGAUGGAGCUGAUAUUUAUAUUGUGGAGCAUGGUUGUGCUACAAAUAUCAAGAUGGGCGCAAUUCGGGUUGCAAACUGUAAUCUCCAUAAUCAAUCGGUUGGGGAAGGAAUCAGUGCUGCAAUUCAGGAUUUUCAAGUGAGACAGUACAUUGAGCAAUUAAAUAAUUGCAGAGUUGGACUUCAGCCGGCAGUGCUGCGAAGGGCCUAUUGGCUUGAAGCUGGGUCAGCCAAUUUAGGACUCAUUACCGUUGAUAUCGCAUUAGCUGCUGAUCAUCAUUCUAAACAUGAGUCACAAAGACAUUUCUUAGAAACUCAUGAUGCCAGAACUAAGAGGUUGUGGUUUUUGUGGCCAGAUGAUACUCUGAAGAAUAAGAGGUGUAGAAACAAGUGUGGUUGUCUUGGUGGUUGCAAAUUCUUUGGUGGCACAGUAACUGGCCUAGAUUUCUUCAAACUUGAGGAGUUGACGCCUUCCAGUAGCUCUGCAUUUUCAAACACAAGUGCAGAGUCUGAUAUGUAUUAUGGACAGUCUCUGCUACAGCCUGGAGAAUGGAUUAUUACUAAAGAAAUUCCCAAAAUUAUAGAUGGUAAUGUGAAUGGCAUGAAGAGGAAAGAAUGGGAAAACAAACCAGUGGGAAUAGAAGUAGAGAGAAAAACUCAACACCUUAGUCUUCAAGUACCAUUACGAUCUCAUAGCUCAUCCUCUUCCUCAGAAGAGAAUAGUAGUUCUAGUGCUGCACAACCUUUAUUGGCUGGUGAAAAGGAAAGUCCCUCUUCUGUUGCUGAUGACCAUUUGGUUCAAAAAGAGUUCUUGCAUGGUACAAAAAGAGAUGAUUGUCAAGUAAGUGUUCCCACAGAAAUUGCAGGAAACAGCCCUGUGUCUCCUAAUACUCAGGAUAAGUCAGUAGGUCAAUCUCCUCUUAGAUCUCCUUUGAAACGACAAGCCUCUGUCUGUUCUACCCGACUUGGAAGUACUAAGAGUCUUACUGCUGCUUUCUAUGGGGACAAGCAACCUGUUACAGUUGGAGUCCAGUUUAGUAGUGAUGUCUCUCGAAGUGAUGAGAAUGUACUAGACUCACCAAAGCAGAGAAGAAGUUUUGGUUCAUUCCCAUAUACGCCAUCAGCAGACUCUAAUUCGUUUCAUCAGUAUCGAUCAAUGGAUUCCAGCAUGUCAAUGGCUGAUAGUGAAGCCUACUUCUCUGCAGCUGAGGAAUUUGAGCCCAUUAGCAGUGAUGAAGGCCCUGGAACUUAUCCAGGUAGAAAAAAGAAGAAAAAGCAAAUGCAGCAGAUUGAUUACAGUAGGGGUUCCAUAUAUCACAGUGUAGAAGGACCACUUAUUGGCCACGGAGAAAGCAUUCAGGAUUCCCGAACUCUGCCAUUCAAAACUCAUCCUUCCCAGGCUUCGUUUGUUUCUGCAUUAGGUGGAGAAGAUGAUGUUAUAGAACAUUUAUAUAUUGUGGAAGGUGAGAAAACAGUAGAGAGUGAACAGAUUACUUCUCAACAACCUGUGAUGAAUUGUUAUCAGACUUACCUUACUCAGUUCCAGGUAAUUAAUUGGUCAGUUAAGCAUCCAACCAACAAAAGAACCUCUAAGUCCUCAUUGCAUCGCCCCCUUGAUCUGGAUACACCAACCAGUGAAGAAAGUUCAUCGUCAUUUGAACAGCUUUCUGUUCCAACUUUUAAGGUUAUCAAGCAGGGACUUACAGCUAAUUCUUUGCUAGACAGAGGCAUGCAACUUUCAGGAUCAACUUCAAAUACACCGUAUACUCCACUGGAUAAGAAAGUCAUUGAUAACACAGAUGAUGAAACAUUAACAGAGGAGUGGACCCUGGAUCAACCAGUCUCCCAGACCAGGACAACAGCCAUAGUUGAAGUAAAAGGAAACGUUGAUAUUGUUCUGACUCCCCUGGUUGCUGAAGCUUUAGACAGAUACAUUGAAGCAAUGGUUCAUUGUGCCAGUACCCGACAUCCAGCUGCAAUCGUAGAUGAUCUUCAUGCCAAAGUCCUUAGGGAAGCUGUCCAAAAUAGCAAGACCACCUUUUCAGAAAAUUUAUCUUCCAAACAAGAUGUUCGAGGAACAAAAACCGAGCACCCUAUGAUAGGAACAACUAACCAAGGACAAGCACAGACAAAUCUUACAAUGAAGCAAGAUAAUGUAACAAUUAAAGGUCUUCAGACUAAUGUUAGCAUACCAAAGGUAACAAUUUAAUAUUUUAAAAAUUUUUUCCUGAAAGAGGAGAGCAUUUUGGUGGUCUUUUAUCCUUUGCAUCUACCAAAGUGAAUGGUGAGAGAACAGUGUCUUUUUAACUUUAUAUUUUUAGAGCAUCUUAUAAUCUUUCAGAAACGAAUACAUACUACCUUUGAGCAAUUAUUUGGUAAUUAUGGAUUCUUCUUUUCUCCGUCUCAGGCAACAUUAUUCUAAAAGUUGGUUCAUUUGUUUAUUUUUCUUUUUGAUAGUACUAAGAUAUCUUUUUAAGACAACCAGUGUGCCAAAUGUUUAAAUUGUUUUUUUAAAAAUAUAAACUUCUGUCUUUAAAAAUGGUCAUUUUGCUUUCUUUUGAUAAUAGACAUUGGGACCUGUGCCAUCACUGCUAUUCCUUUUGAGAAGUCCAAAGUUUUAUUUACUCUAGAGGAGUUGGAUGAAUUUACUUUUGUGGAUGAAACUGAUCAGCAAGCUGUUCCAGAUGUAACUCGAAUAGGUCCUAGCCAAGAAAAAUGGGGUUGGAUAAUGUUUGAAUGUGGACUUGAAAAUUUAACCAUAAAAGGAGGAAGACAGUCUGGUGCUAUUUUAUAUAAUAGUUUUGGAAUUAUGGGUAAAGCUAAUGUCACAGAAAGGGGUGGAGUCCUGACAUCCAAUAAUUCUUCUGAUUCUCCGACUGGCAGUGGCUAUAAUACUGAUGUCUCUGAUGACAAUCUUCCAUGUGACCGGACAAGCCCUUCUUCAGACUUAAAUGGAAAUUCAGUUUCAGAUGAACAAGAUGAAGGAGUUGAAUCUGAUGAUUUGAAAAAAGAUCUACCUCUAAUGCCUCCACCUCCAGAUUCAUGUAGCAUGAAAUUGACCAUUAAGGAAAUUUGGUUUAGUUUUGCAGCUCCCACCAAUGUUAGAUCUGCUACGCAUGCAUUUUCUAGGCAGCUGAACCUGUUAAGUACUGCAACUCCAGCUGUUGGUGCCUGGCUUGUUCCCAUUGAUCAACUCAAGUCAUCCUUAAACAAGUUAGAAACCGAAGGAACCUUGAGAAUUUGUGCUGUUAUGGGAUGCAUAAUGACAGAAGCAUUAGAGAAUAAAAGUGUGCAUUUUCCCCUAAGAAGUAAAUACAACAGACUUACAAAAGUUGCCCGCUUUCUCCAAGAAAAUCCUUCAUGUUUGCUGUGUAAUAUACUGCACCACUACCUGCACCAGGCAAAUUACUCUGUCAUUGAUGAUGCUACAAUGAGUGAUGGACUUCCUGCUUUGGUAACGUUAAAGAAAGGUUUAGUUGCACUGGCAAGGCAGUGGAUGAAGUUCAUUGUGGUGACACCAGCCUUCAAAGGAGUUAGCUUACAUAGACCAGCUCAGCCCCUGAAACCUCAAGUAGCUAUGGACCACGAACAUGAAGACGGACUGGGGCUGGACAAUGGGGGUGGUCUUCAAAGUGAUACCAGUGCUGAUGGAGCAGAAUUUGAAUUUGAUGCCGCCACUGUCAGCGAACACACAAUGCUACUAGAAGGAACAGCUAACCGGCCCCCACCUGGUAGCUCUGGACCUGUAACUGGAGCUGAGAUAAUGAGGAAACUUUCUAAAACACAUACCCAUAGUGACUCUGCAUUAAAAAUAAAGGGCAUUCACCCAUAUCAUUCUCUGAGCUAUACCAGUGGAGACACUGCCACAGAUUCUCCAGUGCACGUUGGACGUACUGGGAUGCCAGUAAAGGAAAGUCCAAGGAAGGAGAGCCUACUCAGCUAUCUGACUGGAAGCUUCCCAAGCUUGCACAACCUCCUGGAAGGGACCCCUCAGAGAAGUAGUGCAGCUGUGAAAAGUAGUUCUCUCACAAGAACAGGAAAUACAGUAGCCACUGAUAUGCUAUCUGAACAUCCCUUGCUAUCUGAACCAUCAUCUGUGAGUUUCUAUAAUUGGAUGUCAAAUGCUGUGGGUAAUCGAGGAAGUGUUGUACAAGAAUCUCCUAUUACAAAAUCAGGACACAAUAGUCUUCCAACAGGUGUUGCACCCAAUCUUCCUACAAUACCUUCAGCCUCAGAUUUCAACACUGUCUUGUCUAGUGACCAGAAUACUUUGGAUGGGACACAUUCUCAGCAUAGCACUAGUCAGGAUGAUGUGGCAGGUGUAGAAGAAGCAAACCAAGGGUUUCCUGCUGUUCAGCUUGCUGAUGCACAGGUUGUUUUCAAACCUCUUCUGAGUCAUACAGGGAUCCAGUCACAGGAUACAAUGCCACUCUGCUACCGAAUGUACUUCGGAGAACACCUUUCAUUUUCAGGGACUUUGGACUGCCUCAGAGCAGAUAUUGUGGACUCAGACACAGCCAAAGAAAGAAAAGGCAAAAGAGCAAGAAGGCAAGGCCAUGUGAAUCUUCCUCCACUUGAGUUCAAACCAGCAUUAAUGUUGGAAACCUUUAGCAUCAGUGCUGUUGUAAUGGAAAAGUCAGUGUGCACCCCUCAGAACUCUACCAGUGCCCUUUCUUUUCAUGAUCUCAACAAGCGUUAUUACAAUACCUUUCACUGCAACUUUACUAUUUCCUGUCAGUCAAUAAGCCAACAUGUAGAUAUGGCUUUGGUUCGUCUUAUUCAUCAGUUUAGUACAAUGAUAGAUGACAUCAAAGCCACUCAGACUGACAUUAAACUCAGCAGAUAUACAGCUGGAUCUGCUUCCCCAACACCUACCUUCAAAACUAGAAAACAUCGGGAUUUUCGUUCAUCUGACUUCAGCCGCAGUUCCAGAGGAAGUCUUAAUGGUGGCAAUAGAGUAAAUAAUGCAAAGAACAAACGGACCAACAAUGAGAAUAACAAAAAGGAAUCUCGAAACAAAAAUUCAUUAGGAAGAUCUGAAAGAAGAACUUCAAAAGUGUCUAGGAAAGGUUCCAAAGAUGUGGUGGAUCACAUGACUAUUCAUAUGGAUGACUCGGAUUCAAUUACAGUAUCAGAACAAAGUGAGCCUUCAGCUGAGUGCUGGCAGAAUAUGUAUAAAUUGUUGAACUUUUAUUCACUUAUUUCUGAUCCAACGGGAAUACUGGAAAAAUCUUCAGAAACAUUUGGACCAACAGGAGUUCGGAGCCCUACAGAGCCAACAUGUAAAGUUGUGUUUGAGAAUGAACAAGACAGCAACAGUUUGACUAAGACGCAGAGGAAGCGUAGCUUGGUAACUUCUGAACCUCAGCAUGUUACUCUAAUAGUGUUUGGGAUUGGCAUGGUGAACCGCACACACUUAGAGGCAGAUAUUGGUGGACUAACAAUGGAAUCAGAACUGAAGAGGAUCCAUGGCAGUUUUACUCUUAAGGAAAAAAUGAAAGAUGUUUUACAUCAAAAGAUGACUGAGACAUGUGCCACUGCUCAUAUUGGUGGGGUUAAUAUUGUGCUGCUUGAGGGGAUUACACCAAAUAUACAACUGGAGGAUUUUCCUACAUCUCCUACAAGUACAGCCAAACAAGAGUUUCUAACUGUAGUGAAAUGUAGUAUUGCCAAAUCCCAAGCCCUCUAUAGUGCCCAGAGAGGGUUGAAGACAAACAAUGCUGCUGUGUUCAAAGUAGGAGCUAUCAGCAUCAACAUUCCUCAGCACCCUGCUACCUUACACAGUAUGAUGGUUCGAAGUUCUCACCAACUGUCUAAACAAAUCUCAGACCUCAUCAGACAGCCUUCUACAGCCCCUCAGCCUGUAAAAGAAGAUAUCGCAACGCCACUACCUUCUGAAAAAACCCCAACAAGCGUUAAUCAAACUCCUGUUGAAACAAAUGAAUUUCCUCAGCUGCCAGAAGGCUUAGAAAAAAAGCCUAUCGUUCUUAAAUUCAGUGCCAUGUUAGAUGGUAUAGCCAUUGGAGCAGCACUUUUACCAUCUCUGAAAGCAGAAUACAAGAUGGGAAGAAUGAGAAGUCAUGGAAUGACAGGUGCACAGACAAGAUUUACAUUUGAGCUGCCAAAUCACAGACUGCGUUUUACUUCAAAAGUUUCUGCCACAGAUAUGUCAACCAUUCCUCCUUCUGCCAGUCUUAACCUUCCUCCUGUUACUAUGUCAGGGAAAUAUAUAAUGGAAGAACAUGAUAGUUAUUCAGAUCAAGUGUGGAGUAUAGAUGAACUGCCUUCUAAACAAGGUUACUAUUUACAGGGAAAUUAUCUCCGUUGUGUGGCGGAAGUUGGUUCCUUUGAACAUAAUCUCACGACUGAUCUUCUGAACCACUUGGUAUUUGUACAGAAAGUGUUCAUGAAGGAAGUCAAUGAAGUAAUACAAAAAGUUUCUGGUGGGGAGCAGCCUAUUCCUCUCUGGAAUGAACAUGAUGGAACAGCAGAUGGAGAUAAGCCUAAAAUUCUCCUCUAUUCCCUGAACUUGCAAUUUAAGGGUAUUCAAGUAACGGCCACUACUCCAUCAAUGAGAGCUGUGAGAUUUGAAACUGGAUUGAUUGAACUGGAACUUUCUAACCGACUUCAAACCAAAGCUUCACCAGGAAGUAGUAGCUAUCUGAAACUAUUUGGUAAAUGCCAAGUGGAUUUAAAUCUGGCUUUAGGACAAAUUGUCAAACAUCAAGUUUAUGAGGAAGCUGGUUCUGAUUUUCAUCAAGUUGCCUAUUUUAAAACCAGAAUAGGAUUAAGAAAUGCCCUCCGGGAAGAAAUCAGUGGUUCUUCAGAUAGGGAAGCCGUGCUUAUUACUUUGAAUAGACCAAUUGUUUAUGCACAGCCUGUGGCCUUUGAUAGAGCUGUGCUGUUUUGGCUGAAUUAUAAGGCUGCCUAUGACAAUUGGAAUGAACAACGAAUGGCUUUACAUAAGGAUAUUCAUAUGGCUACAAAGGAAGUAGUAGAUAUGCUACCUGGCAUCCAGCAAACAUCAGCCCAGGCCUUUGGGACUCUUUUCCUCCAGCUCACUGUCAAUGAUCUGGGAAUUUGCCUACCUAUCACAAAUACUGCACAGUCUAAUCACACUGGAGACCUGGACACUGGUUCUGCUUUAGUAUUGACCAUUGAAAGUACUCUCAUCACUGCUUGCUCUUCAGAAUCUCUGGUUAGCAAAGGGCAUUUCAAAAAUUUUUGUAUCCGGUUUGCUGAUGGCUUUGAGACAUCAUGGGAUGACUGGAAACCAGAAAUUCGUGGGGAUUUAGUGAUGAAUGCCUGUGUAGUUCCAGAUGGCACCUAUGAGGUAUGUUCACGGACUACAGGACAAGCAGCAGCUGAAAGUAGUAGUGCUGGAACCUGGACACUCAAUGUAUUGUGGAAAAUGUGUGGGAUUGACGUCCACAUGGAUCCUAACAUUGGCAAAAGGCUCAAUGCUCUGGGCAAUACCCUCACAACACUAACAGGAGAGGAGGACAUAGAUGACAUUGCUGACUUAAAUUCAGUGAACAUAGCCGACCUGUCAGAUGAAGAUGAAGUUGAUACUAUGUCUCCCACUAUCCAUACUGAAGCUAUAGAUUAUCGAAGACAAGGAGCAUCUUCUAGCCAGCCAGGAGAACUUAGAGGAAGAAAAAUUAUGAAGCGCAUAGUGGAUAUCAGAGAACUGAAUGAACAGGCCAAAGUGAUAGAUGAUCUUAAAAAAUUAGGUGCAAGUGAAGGAACCAUAAACCAGGAAAUUCAACGUUACCAACAGUUAGAAUCUGUGGCUGUGAAUGACAUUCGUAGAGAUGUUCGUAAAAAAUUACGGAGAUCCAGUAUGCGAGCUGCUUCACUAAAGGAUAAGUGGGGUUUGGGUUACAAACCAAGUUAUAGCCGAUCAAAAACCAUUUCUGCUUCUGGAAGACCACCUCUUAAACGAAUGGAAAGGGCAAGUUCUCGAGUAGGAGAAACUGAAGAGCUCCCAGAAAUCCGUGUGGAUGCAGCAUCUCCUGGACCCAGAGUAACUUUUAAUAUCCAGGAUACAUUUCCAGAGGAGACAGAACUGGACCUUUUGUCAGUAACCGUUGAAGGUCCAUCCCAUUACUCAUAUAGCGAAGGAUCAUGUUCCGUGUUCAGUUCUCCCAAAACUCCAGGAGGCUUUUCACCAGGCAUUCCUUUCCAACCUGAAGAGGGCCGACGGGAUGACAGUUUGUCUUCUUCAAGUGAAGAUUCUGAGAAGGAUGAAAAGGAUGAAGACCAUGAGAGGGAAAGGUUUUAUAUUUACAGGAAACCCUCACAUACCUCUCGUAAAAAAGCAACAGGUUUUGCUGCUGUUCAUCAGCUAUUGACAGAACGCUGGCCAACAACACCAGUCAACCGAAGUGUUAGUGGCACAGCUACAGAGAGAAAUAUUGACUUUGAACUUGAUAUACGGGUUGAAAUUGAUAGUGGAAAAUGCGUACUCCACCCAACCACCCUUCUACAAGAACAUGAUGAUAUAAGUUUGAGAAGGAGUUAUGAUCGGAGUUCCAGGAGCUUGGACCAAGAUUCUCCUUCAAAAAAGAAGAAGUUCCAAACAAAUUAUGCUUCUACCACCCAUUUAAUGACUGGCAAGAAAGUGCCAUCAUCUCUACAGACAAAGCCUAGUGACUUAGAAACAACAGUAUUUUAUAUUCCUGGAGUUGAUGUAAAGUUGCAUUACAAUUCCAAGACGCUAAAGACAGAAUCACCUAAUGCCUCCAGGGGAUCUUCCUUGCCAAGAACACUCUCCAAAGAGUCCAAGCUGUAUGGUAUGAAAGAUAGUGCAACAUCUCCUCCUUCUCCUCCUUUACCUUGCACUGUCCAGAGCAAGACUAACACCUUACUUCCUCCCCAGCCCCCACCUAUUCCCUCAGCCAAAGGAAAAGGAAGCGGAGGAGUAAAAACAGCCAAGUUAUAUGCCUGGGUAGCACUUCAGUCAUUGCCAGAAGAAAUGGUUAUUAGUCCCUGCCUGUUAGACUUUCUGGAAAAGGCUCUGGAAACUAUCCCAAUUACACCAAUUGAAAGGAAUUAUACAGCUGUCAGCUCACAAGAUGAAGAUAUGGGACAUUUUGAAAUACCAGAUCCAUUGGAAGAAUCAACAACAUCACUAGUGUCAUCUUCAACAUCUGCUUACUCUUCCUUCCCUGUAGAUGUUGUGGUUUAUGUACGAGUUCAGCCCUCACAGAUCAAGUUUAGCUGUUUACCAGUAUCAAGAGUAGAAUGCAUGCUAAAGCUGCCAUCCCUGGACUUGGUGUUUUCUUCCAACCGAGGAGAACUGGAGACUUUAGGGAGUACAUAUCCUGCAGAGACUUUGUCUCCUGGAGGCAAUGCUGCUCAGAGUGGAACAAAGACCUCUGCUAGCAAAACUGGAAUACCAGGUUCGUCAGGAUUAGGCAGCCCUCUUGGCAGAAGUCGACACAGUAGUAGUCAGUCAGAUCUGACCAGUUCCAGCAGUAGUUCAUCUGGCUUGAGCUUCACUGCAUGCAUGUCUGACUUUUCCCUUUAUGUAUUUCAUCCAUAUGGAGCAGGAAAACAAAAAACCGCUGUUUCUGGCCUUACAUCUGGAUCAGGAGGAUUAGGGAAUGUGGAUGAGGAACCCACUUCAGUCACUGGUCGAAAAGAUUCACUCAGCAUAAACCUUGAAUUUGUAAAAGUAAGCCUGUCUCGGAUAAGACGUUCAGGAGGUGCCUCAUUUUUUGAAAGUCCAUCUGUAAGCAAGACUGCAAGCAAAAUGGACACUACAUUAAUAAAUAUAUCUGCUGUUUGUGAUAUAGGGUCUGCCUCCUUUAAAUAUGAUAUGCGUCGACUCAGUGAAAUUCUGGCAUUUCCAAGAGCAUGGUAUAGGAGAAGUAUUGCAAGACGUCUGUUCCUCGGAGACCAAACUAUAAAUUUGCCAACAUCUGGUCCAGGGACACCUGAUUCCAUUGAAGGGGUAAGCCAGCAUCUUUCCCCUGAAUCAUCAAGAAAAGCUUACUGCAAGACCUGGGAGCAGCCAAGUCAGUCAGCCUCCUUCACUCACAUGCCUCAGUCACCUAAUGUGUUCAAUGAGCAUAUGACAAACAGCACCAUGUCACCAGGGACAGCAGCACAGAGUCUAAAAUCUCCAGCUUCCAUAAGAUCAAGAAGUGUAUCUGAUUCUUCAGUUCCUCAAAGAGAUUCACUUUCAAAAACAUCAGCACCUUUUAACAAAUCAAACAAAGCAGCAAGCCAACAAGGGACCCCAUGGGAAACACUUGUCGUUUUUGCUAUCAACUUGAAGCAAUUAAACGUUCAAAUGAAUAUGAGUAAUGUAAUGGGCAAUACAACUUGGACAACUAGUGGUUUGAAGAGCCAGGGCCGUCUCUCAGUAGGAAGUAACCGUGAUCGAGAGAUUAGCAUGUCUGUUGGUCUGGGAAGAUCACAAUUAGAUUCAAAAGGAGGAGUAGUUGGAGGGACAAUAGAUGUCAAUGCUUUGGAGAUGGUUGCUCAUAUUUCUGAACAUCCAAAUCAGCAACCCAAUCACAAAAUUCAGAUUACUAUGGGUUCUACUGAAGCUCGUGUUGAUUACAUGGGCUCAAGUAUCCUCAUGGGUAUCUUCAGUAAUGCUGAUCUUAAGCUUCAGGAUGAAUGGAAAGUAAACCUGUAUAAUACAUUGGAUUCAAGCAUAACUGAUAAAAGUGAGAUUUUUGUCCAUGGAGAUUUGAAGUGGGAUAUUUUCCAAGUCAUGAUAUCAAGAUCAACCACGCCAGACCUGAUAAAAAUAGGAAUGAAGCUCCAGGAAUUUUUCACACAACAGUUUGACACCAGCAAACGAGCUCUGUCUACCUGGGGACCAGUUCCGUAUCUUCCCCCAAAGACAAUGACUAACAACCUAGAGAAAAGUUCACAAGAACAAAUGCUUGAUGCAGCUCAUCAUCGACAUUGGCCUGGAGUAUUGAAGGUGGUAUCAGGAUGCCACAUAUCCUUAUUUCAGAUUCCAUUACCAGAAGAUGGAAUGCAAUUUGGAGGAUCAAUGAGCUUACAUGGAAAUCAUAUGACACUGGCAUGUUUUCAUGGUCCAAAUUUCCGUUCAAAAUCCUGGGCCCUUUUUCAUUUAGAAGAACCAAAUAUUGCUUUUUGGACUGAAGCUCAGAAAAUCUGGGAAGAUGGCUCUAGUGAACAUUCUACAUACGUUGUACAAACACUAGAUUUUCAUCUGGGUCAUAACACCAUGGUUACCAAACCAUGUGGUGCUUUGGAAAGUCCUAUGGCGACAAUAACCAAGAUAACAAGGCGCCGCCAUGAAAAUCCACCCCAUGGAGUAGCAAGUGUGAAAGAAUGGUUCAAUUAUGUUACAGCCACAAGGAAUGAAGAGCUAAACCUACUUCGUAAUGUUGAUGCUAAUAACACAGAGAAUAGCACUACUGUGAAGAAUUCCAGUUUACUGAGUGGAUUCAGAGGAGGUUCUAGCUACAACCAUGAAACAGAGACUAUCUUUGCGUUACCAAGGAUGCAGCUUGACUUUAAAUCCAUUCAUGUUCAAGAACCACAGGAACCUUCAUUACAGGAUGCCAACCUGAAGCCAAAAGUAGAAUGUAGUGUGGUGACCGAGUUCACUGACCACAUUUGUGUGACUAUGGAUGCUGAGCUCAUCAUGUUUCUUCAUGAUUUAGUGUCAGCUUAUCUUAAAGAAAAAGAAAAAGCCAUUUUUCCACCUCGGAUUUUAUCUACGCGACCAGGACAGAAAAGUCCAAUUAUUAUACAUGAUGACAAUUCCUCUGACAAAGACAGAGAAGAUAGCAUCACUUAUACUACUGUGGACUGGAGAGAUUUUAUGUGCAAUACAUGGCAUCUAGAACCCACUCUUAGAUUAAUUUCUUGGACUGGAAGAAAGAUUGAUCCAGUAGGCGUUGAUUAUAUUCUUCAAAAAUUGGGCUUUCAUCAUGCCAGGACUACUAUUCCUAAAUGGCUUCAGAGAGGAGUCAUGGACCCACUGGACAAGGUUCUGUCAGUUCUAAUCAAAAAGCUCGGUACUGCACUACAGGAUGAAAAGGAAAAGAAAGGAAAAGACAAAGAAGAACACUAAAAGAGUAACUUGAUCUGUGAACAAAUUAUGAUUGUGUCCAUUAAGUUUUAUUACACUGGAGGGUUUUUUUAGUAUAAUAAUUUUAAGUGUAACUUUAAAAUAAUUCUAAUUUUGUGGCCAUUGUAAGUUUUUAAGUUAACCUGUUUAUUCUCUCGUUCCACCAUCCUAUGUACAGUGAAGUACUGCAUGAUAAUGUAAAUUCUGUGAAAAACUAGAUUAAAAUAUAUAAAUCUGCUCUUUAGGGUUUAUAAUUAAUUGUAUUAUGUGCAAUAUGAAUCCUGCAUCUUUAAAGUAUUUGCAGAGUAACUGUGAAAUUUUUUGUUAUUGGCCAUAACUUUUAGAAAAAAUCUUGUUGAUAAUGUGAUUUUUGGAGGGUCAUUAAUUGCUUUUUUUUUAAUGUAGACUUGUAUAAAUACCUAUUUGUAUAUAAUUUGAGUAAUUGUGAUAUGAUUGUAUACCACUAAAAUAUUGUUUGUAAUUAUUGUAAUAAAGUCACAAUAAUGGUUU